AUGGACAGCGAUGACUCGAGACCAGGAUCGUCGGCAUCGAACAGCUCCGAUUCGGAGCAAGCGGCGAGCCCUUCCGGCAAGGAGCAAGAAGACGACCAGUCCGACGGAUCCGGUUCGGGAUCGGGUUCCGAAUCACCUUCGUCCCACGCGGGUGAUACCGGUGGUGGUGAGGACGGUCCCGAUGAACCGCACCGGGUGAUGGAAUCGCGCUCGCGAUCACAUUCGCGAUCAAACUCCGCCUGCAGCGAGACGUUUGAUAACGGCAAACAGGAUUCCCUCUCUAGCCCGCCGAAAACGUUCGAUCCUGCAAAUUCACCGUCGCUCCCGAGCGCGGAAAACUCGCCUAAUUCGCACCAGAAAUCGGCCACUUCCUCACCGAACAAUCGCUCCAGCCGGAGUCCGAGUGUCGGUUCGCAGGGUGAGGAGAAAUCCCCAUCGCCGGAUGGAGCCAAUCACUACCACCACGGCAGCGAGCGGUACAAUCGUUCGAUGUCGAAAGAAUCGAAUCAUUCGGACAACAGCUCGAGCAAGGGCCACCAUCGCCGUGGAAGUCUGGGCAGUCCGAAUCGCCACCAGCGCUCACUGUCACGCAAUUCGUCCACAUCGAACCUAAGCGAGAAGCUGAAGGGAGAGGAGAUUUCCGACUGCGAAAUGGAAUCGUCGGAUCGGGACGACAAACCGCCGGCCUCACCAGAUGCGUCGGAUCGGGCAGAUGCGGCCUCCACGAUGCUGGUCGGUGCUGGCCAACCGGAUGCUAAGAAUAACGCACUCAACAUGAGUCACGAGGAUCUGAGUGAUGUGAGCUUGGAGAGCGACCCUGAGCCGGAGGAAGACGAAGAACGGGACAGUGAAGCGGACAGCGAGAAGGGCACACACGGUCGGGAUGGUGCAGGGCUCGAGGACGACGAGGAGGAUGAUGAGCACAGCCGCGAACCGGGAACCGCUAGCAUGUCGGGCGCGACAUCUGACCGGGAUGCGGCGAGUGAAACGGGCGAAAUAGAGCGACCUAAAAUCACCGACCUGCGGCAGAAGCUGGAGGAACGCAAAACCCAUCUGCGGAAUAUCGAAACGGAAAAACACACGGUGAACGGUGGCGGAGCGAACGCGAACGGAGCCGGCAGUGGAACGCGAAACCACGACAAACUGCUCGAGGGUAACCUGAUGGACAGCAAGAACGACGAGGAUGCGCUUGAUUUUGAAGCGGAAGAGGGCGAAUGUAACGACGCUCCGAAGGAAAAUGAGAAGGCUGAUGAUGCGGCGGAGAAGGACAAAAAGGAGGAGACGGAGAAAGCGGCCGCCAAAGAAUCGGCAGAUGGUGAGCUGGAGGAGGGCGAAGAGUUGGAGGAAGGUGAAGUGUCGGAUGAAGACGAAAAGCGUCCGGAAGAGACGGAACCGAAACCCGUCUGUCGGUUCUACACGCGCGGCCAGUGCACGUGGGGCAUGAGCUGUCGGUUUUUGCAUCCGGGUGUCACGGAUAAGGGCAACUACACCAUGUUUGACAUGGUACGGCCUGUUCCGGUGACGCAUCAACCAGCUGGAUACGGUGGCCAUCCGGCAGCGCCACUUUACGCAUCCGAUUAUCGGCACGAGCGAGCCGCACUACACCACAUGGCAGCGGCACAUCAUCCGGUGGCUGUUGUGGCUCCAUACCCGGCGUCAGUUGGUCUACCCGCUCCGGCGCGUCCCGUAGAACCGGUGGUGGGUGAGAGUGCCUGGGAGCGAGGCCUCCGUACGGCCAAGGAAAUGAUGCGCAAGGCAAACAAGCGCAAAGAGCAGGACAUCGAUUUCGAUGACAAGAAGAUGAAUCUUUCCCUAUCGCAGGAUGAGCUCGAGAAGGACAAUUACUACACACGGGACCGAGCGUCUCCACCGCUAUCACCGACGUACGCAGGACGAGGCACACAAGGAGCCGGUCCACCGGGUUACGAUUAUCCUGCACCAGCCUCAAAGUUCCCCCGUGGAGGUGGUGGUGGAAUCGCUGCCGCGGGUGGUCCACCUUUCGAGGAGGACGCGUUUGGACGGACACACCGCUACCGGGAGCUACCGUCUCAUCGCAUGCCGCAGUACGAGGAUGAUGAACUAUCAAAGCGAAGGCAUCCGCGUGCCACACGUGAGGUGAUCCUGCAGCGUGCCGACGAGUGGAACGAUCCAUGGAUGCGUUCAAAGUCACCCGGACGGGAGAAACGUGGAGCGCGGCGUGGUGAGCGCAGGUCCUACAGCAACAGCUCCUCGUACAGCAGCUCUAGCAGUAGUUCGCGUUCCGGAUCGAGUUCCGAUUCAAGCCGCUCGCCCAGUCCAACCGCGACCCGGCGCAAUCGCUACGACAGCCACCGGUCAAAGGAUAGCGAUCGGCUAGCGGCUGCUCCACACGUGCGUAAGGUGAUCCGAGCGCGAUCCCCCAGCGUUAGUCCACGGCGUGGACGGAAAGGAUCUCCACCGAUGCCGGUAAAGCGAAUGGACAAACGAGGUCCAUCGCCGGUGGGAGAGAAACGUGUGAUCGAUAAGACGGUGCUGGUGGCCAAACGAAAGAUGACAUCCCCGCUGCACAAAUCGGCCAGCACGAAACAUCGCCGGCGAUCUGCCAGCUCGUCCGGUUCCGGAUCGUCCGAUUCGAGUGAGUCCGGCUCGGAAAGUUCUGGCUCGUCCAGCUCGGACAGUUCCGCCCGUGGCAAGGGUAGACCGACGAAAGGCCGUGCGGCAGAAAAAUCCGCCAAAGCGUCCGGAAUGAGCAAGAAGGACUCGAAGAAGGCCGGUGAUGGCAAGGGAGGCGCGCAAGUUAUUCCACCAUCGAGCGCCGCCAUGGAGAAGGCAAAUGCGGCCGCCGCGAAAAAGUCAUCCCGCCGAGAGGAACUGCUUAAGCAGCUGCGAGCCGUCGAGGAAGCGAUCGCCCGAAAGCGCACCAAAAUAUCCUAAACAUCGUCAUCCCAUCCAUCUCCGUUGGUAGAGCCCGUUGGUUGGCUUCUCGUGCACGGGAUCCAUUUCAUCGUCCUUGCUGCGAAGCAAUGAUAAUCACGCCCACCAUCCCACCCAACCACACACACCCUUCAUGCACACGUACAGCAGCGCUUACACAGCUACCCAUUCCAUAACACGAUGCUGUUGGCUCUCGGUUUGUGGUCAAGGCCAGCUGUUGACGAUAAAAACCACACCCCCGCCGCUGCGGAAGAACUUUUUUUUUUGUAACUAAGCAUCAAUUCGCAGAUAGAAUUUUGUCUCAUUAUUUUUUUUCUUCGCCUUUAUAUUUUGUACGACUAAUGCGUCGCGGGAGAGAAAAUACAAACAGGAAACGUACUUGUACAAGCGGCAGCCGCCCCGUCGCUCCCUGAGCAGUCCGAAAUGGAAGAAUGAAAACACAAAAAAGAGUUAAAGUGAAUGUAUUUAAA
Anopheles nili is the source of this 3383-nucleotide messenger RNA. Its product is annotated as zinc finger CCCH domain-containing protein 18-like. Bases 1 to 2913 code for a protein of 970 amino acids. NCBI's taxonomy places the organism in Eukaryota, Metazoa, Arthropoda, Insecta, Diptera, Culicidae. Gene Ontology annotation, molecular function: metal ion binding. The transcript has 5 exons. The record is from RefSeq and is a predicted model, not a curated record.